Enhydra lutris kenyoni (northern sea otter) is the source of this 1949-nucleotide messenger RNA. Its product is annotated as transmembrane protein 56-like. The coding region runs from base 605 to 1396 and encodes 263 amino acids. The transcript has 8 exons. Lineage: Eukaryota; Metazoa; Chordata; Mammalia; Carnivora; Mustelidae. Gene Ontology annotation, biological process: lipid homeostasis. Gene Ontology annotation, cellular component: endoplasmic reticulum; membrane. The record is from RefSeq and is a predicted model, not a curated record.
CCGCUACUAGGAUAAGGAAGCUAGCCAUGCAAAGAAACGACGCAUGCGUACUAUCUCCCGGCGCCGCCGCUCAGAAGCGGUCAAAGUUCAAGAAGUGCUGACGCGCCGGAGGCGCAAACGGGGCGUGUCGGCCUCAUGAUGGGCAGGGCUUGUCUGCACUGGGCGGAGUUCAUGGAGAGAGGCGGAAGUGCUGGCUCUGGGGACUUUGGUGGCUUCUCUACAGUCUUCCACGCGGCUGUCUCCCAAGCAUAAACUGAUAUUCGGCGAGUUAAACGCAAGAGAAGUGUGAUUUCCAUCCGUGACGAGGUCAGGACACCUGUGCACCCUAAAGGCUCCGGAGCUCUCAAGUUAGGAGGUGUUCUCGCGCCACUAACUUUGUGAAUUCCACCUGAGGUGAGGAAGUUGAGGCUUUACCACGCUAACUCAUCACUGCUGCUGCUUCUUUAAUUUGACUUCCUGUGGAUAUACUGUGGCUGGCUAGUGGCCUCAGGAAUAUGGUGAUGUUACCUAGGGAGGGUACUUACUGCAGAAAACAUCUUACAUUAAGAAGAAGAGGAUAAGAAGAAUGAAAUAUGCAGAUGUGCUACUUAAAGGUUGAAGAAAUAUGGACACCAACACCAAACUGGUCUUCAACAGUGUUAUUACCAGUUUUUUCACCUUUCAGCUUCUUUUCUACUUUAUAAGUUUCUGGUUUUCAGCGAAAGUUUCUCCAGGUUUUAAUAGUCUCAGCUAUGAGAAGAAGAUUGAAUGGAACUCAAGAGUAGGAUCUACAUGCCAUUCUUUGGUGGUUGGGCUUUUCGGCCUAUACAUUUUGUUUUUUGAUGAGGUUGCAAAGGCUGAUCCACUUUGGGGUGAUUCAUCGCUUGUGAAAGUGAAUAUCUCUAUUGCUACAGGCUACCUCAUUUCUGAUUUGUUGAUUCUCAUUUUGUAUUGGAAAGUGAUUGGUGACAAAUAUUUUAUAAUUCACCAUUGUGCAGCGCUGUAUGCAUACUACUUUGUACUGAGGGAUGGAGUCCUGGCAUACAUUGGGAAUUUUCGCCUGCUUGCAGAACUUUCCAGCCCUUUUGUGAAUCAGCGGUGGUUCUUUGAAGCUCUGAAGUAUCCUAAAUUUUCCAAGGCUAAUGUCAUCAAUGGAAUACUCAUGACAGUGGUGUUCUUCAUCGUACGGAUUGUCCCAAUACCUCCUUUUUAUAGUUACAUAUAUUCCUUGUUAGAAACAGAAGCCUACAUAAGGCUUGGAUUUUUAAUCCAAUGUUCCUGGAUCUCUACUUGUGUUGUUUUGGAUGUGAUGAAUGUCAUGUGGAUGAUCAAAAUUACAAAGGGUUGCAUCAAAGUCAUCUCUCUCAUCAGACAAGAGAAAGCCAAAAGUAGUCUGCAGAAUGGAAAACUUGACUAAAGGUGGGCUACUGAUAAGCACACUUCAUUACUACCCACAUUAUAUCUACUGAUAGGAUGAAUUCUUGGCAUGUUCUAGUACUUCUUAUUAAUUAUAUUUGUUAACAAGGGUUUCAGUGCUCUUUUUUUUAAUCUUUAGAAAAGAGACUAAAACUUAGUUUUUAUUCCAAGAUUUCUUUUCUGAUUUUCUUCUGCAUUGUAGCAUGGAUAAAAUCUUAAAGAUUUAAAUAAAAAAUUAUACAUAUAAUGGUGAAUCUUUUCAGGAAUCUGUUAACCUGCAUUCGUAUUUUUCUCUGUGAAAAGGCAACUGUGCUUAUUGGGUGCACUUGGUUUUAUGUCAUCAGAUUUGCUGAAAGAUGGAAACUGCUUUUAUAUGUGUAAAUAGCCCUCAACAUUUUGUUGUACUGCACUCAUUUCCCACUGUGGCUGUCAAUACCCGUUUAGGGCUUAAUUUCUAAAUUGUUGAAAUGUUUUCUUUGGCUGUUAGAAAUGAUGUAUUUUUUUGUUUAGAUAUGCUGUUGUUUAUGAGUGAUGAAGUAUUUUGCUUACUUUGG